Molecule: messenger RNA, 603 nt
Organism: Quercus robur (English oak)
Lineage: Eukaryota; Viridiplantae; Streptophyta; Magnoliopsida; Fagales; Fagaceae
Exons: 1
Coding region: 1-603 (200 amino acids)
Source: RefSeq, a predicted model, not a curated record
AUGGCUAGGAUCAAUGGUAUUCAGAAGGCUAUUGCUUUUAAACCUUCUAGUUUUCUUCUUAAGUUGGAAGUGGAUCUCCUUAGGGAUCUUGAUCUUGUUCUCAAUCAAGAAGAGGAGUUAUGGGCUCUGAAGUCUCGGGUUAAUUGGUUGGUUCAAGGGGAUCGUAAUACAGCUUUCUUCCAUGUUUCAACUUUGGUUAGGAGGAAAAGGAAUCAAAUCCUGGCUAUUAAGAAUUUAGUGGGGGAAUGGAUCCUUGAGGAGAAUGAUAUCAAAGAGUUUAUUAGAAGCGGUUUUAAUGGGAUAUACGCAACAUCUCAUGAGGCUGUUUCAAGGGAUGAACCUAAUUUUGUCCAGUGUCAGGCCAAGCUCUCGGAUGGGGAGAGGGAGAGCAUCGAUGGAGAGGUUACUGAAACAGAAAUUAAGACUGCCUUGUGGUCUUUAAAACCAUUUAAAGCCUCGGGUCCGGAUGGACUUCAUGCGGGCUUCUUCCAAAAAUCUUGGCCGGUAGUGGGGGACUCUAUGAUUGAGGAAGUUAAGCAGAUUUUUAGGAGUGGGAAAGUGCCUGAGAAUCUGAAUAAAGACUCUUAUUGCUUUGAUUCCUAA